AAAACCGCGCGAAGCCUCCAUUAUCCAGCAGAAGUAACGAACACCGCACCUUCCUCGCCUCAGUCACCGCCGCCGCUGCCGGCGCUCUCCGGUUGCCCGUUGUUUGUACAACAUGAUCCCGUCUCCCGCUCGAAUCCUCAUCUUCCUCCUACCCACCCCAAGUCUCAUACCCCCGCCACCCGUCAGGCGGCCGCACAGAGCCUGGGCCGGAACCGCCCGCUGCGCCCCGGAGGCUGUCGCCGGCGGGGGCUUCGUCGUCAUUGAGGACGACCUCUCUGAGCUUCUGCAGAUUCUACCUAGGGAUUUACGAGAUAAUCUGCAGAAUGAACCUAGAAGGGACCAGCUGUUGGAGGUUAUUCUAGAUUUGGGGAGACGACCCGAGGCACGUUUCCUUGGUAAUUCUGGUGGCCAGUAUCUACGGGAUAACGAGAUUUCACAGCUAGAGUUGGAGGAAGCUCAGAGAGCUGUUGGAGAAUUUGGAGGUGACAACCGUGCAGGAAUUGAAGGUACAUUGCAUAGAAUAUCUGCAAUAAGGAGUAGAAAAGGAAUGGUUGUUGGUUUGACCUGUCGAGUUGGCCGUGCCGUCAAUGGGCAUGUUGAUAUGGUCCGUGAUCUUUUAAACUACAAAGAGAGCAUUCUGUUUUUGGGAAGACCUGGGGUUGGCAAGACUACUGUUAUGCGUGAAAUUGCACGUGUUUUAGCGGACGAGUUCCAGAAAAGGGUGGUAAUUGUAGAUACAAGUAAUGAGAUUGGUGGGGAUGGGGACAUUCCUCAUGCUGCAAUUGGUGGCGCAAGAAGAAUGCAAGUACCUGAACCAUCAAUGCAACAUAGAGUGAUGAUUGAAGCAGUUGAAAACCAUAUGCCUGAGGUGGUCAUUGUAGAUGAGAUUGGAACUGAGGCAGAGGCGCAAGCCUGUCGGUCAAUUGCAGAAAGGGGUGUAAUGCUUAUUGGUACUGCCCAUGGAGAAAGGCUUGCAAACAUCAUAAAGAAUCCAGUUUUAUCUGACUUGGUUGGAGGAGUAGAAACUGUCACUCUUGGCGAUGAGGAAGCACGUGCACGACGUACUCAAAAAAGUAUACUGGAGCGGAAGGCCCCUCCAACAUUUCCUUUUCUUAUUGAGAUGAGGGAGCGACACUAUUGGGUCACUCAUCGGACUGAGAGGAGUGUCGAUAUGCUACUUCAUGGCAAGAAGCCACUAGUUGAGGUCAGGAAAAGGGAUAACGAGUUUGAGGUUAUCAUUGAAAGAUGGGCAACAUAUGAUGGAGAUGGACUCUGAAUCCCAAAUUUCAAGUUAUUAUUUCUUCUGCCAUGCUUCAUUUUCUUCAUACUUGCGGUCUUUGUGGAUAUUUGGUACAAAUUCUAUGGAGCUUGUUAUUCUAACGUACUGUAAUGGUGAGAUCCUGGUUCCUAAAGUUUGUUGAGCUUAUUUAGCAGAGUAUAAAAUAGUGAUAUUGUUACUCUUGCAAAGGAACUGAUGCUGCCCAUUAAGCAUAGUACACAGCUCCAUACCUUUUCUAUA
Triticum dicoccoides is the source of this 1519-nucleotide messenger RNA. RefSeq lists its product as uncharacterized. Gene Ontology annotation, molecular function: ATP hydrolysis activity. The transcript is spliced from 9 exons. Bases 113 to 1276 code for a protein of 387 amino acids. NCBI's taxonomy places the organism in Eukaryota, Viridiplantae, Streptophyta, Magnoliopsida, Poales, Poaceae. The record is from RefSeq and is a predicted model, not a curated record.